Molecule: messenger RNA, 1122 nt
Organism: Strongylus vulgaris
Lineage: Eukaryota; Metazoa; Nematoda; Chromadorea; Rhabditida; Strongylidae
Source: the annotation of a GenBank genome assembly
AUGCGAAGUUUGGGCGAUGGAGGUGAUGGUGAUAUGGGUGGUAUCGUCAAGGAUAGCAAGUAUACCAAAGAAGCUUUUGCUGUUGUCGAAGGGGUAAGCCGAGCAACUCUUGAUGCUUGGGCCCUCGAAGCAGAGGCCCACUAUAAUGCUACUCUGGAUCGUGGCGAAUACAUCGAAAAACGACAUAAUCGAGCUGAGCAGGAGCACAAGUAUUUUUUAGUUAUGGCCUUGAUUGUCCAGUUAGAUCAUCUAUCUGUUUUUAGAAAAACUGAAGAACUUCUGAAGAGGGUGCUGGCAAACAAACUGAAUGAUACAUCCUUUGAGAAUUUACUCAAUAGAUCUGAAGAAUUUGAUCAAUGGCUUGAAGACUUUAGAGCCACUAUCUAUGACAGCGCUAAGAAAGACACCACUGAAGCAGAGCGGAUGAGUAAAGUUGUAGCCAAACGAAUUGAUAGGUACAAGGUGAGUGGAAUUUUAGUCAGCUUAGAGGAGUUGUCAUUGACUAGAAUUCAGGAAGUCAGCAAUGAGAUCGAGAAGCUGCGUGCAGAAGCAGAGGAAGAUUUGGCAACGGCGAGAGACUCGGUGGAUCAAGCAAAGGGACGGGUAAGAGAGUACAAAGUGAGUGGAAUUUUAGUCAGUUUUGAGAACCUGCGUGCAGAAGCAGAGGAAGAUUUGGCAACGGCAAGAGACUCCGUGGAUCAAGCAAAAGGGCGGACACUUGGGAGCGCGGAAGAAUUGUCGCAAGAAUGCCGCAAUAUUUCCAUGAUGUACGCUCAGCUGAUCGAUGAGUAUGACGACAUUUUUGUGCAAAGCGCCGCUGAACAUGCUGAAACCCUAGAACGAACUGCGAAUGUUUUGAAAAACUCCUUUACGGAUACUCGUACAGAAGCAGAGGAUCCUCUCAAAGCGUCUCAAGCUUAUGAGGAGAUAGCAUCGGCUUUGAAAAACGCUACAGCGGCUGCCGAAUUGGCUGUGAAAGCAGCAGAAGAUGCCUAUGCUGAAGCAGAUGAAAGCUCUGAGCACUCCAUGGUGAAAAAAGUGAACGACUCUAAAGCAAAUAGUCAAGCUUUGGCAAAUGGUAGCUUUCCACCUGCUAUAGAACAUGCAAAGAAUGCUUAUUGA